This is a messenger RNA of Triplophysa rosa, 1010 nucleotides long. RefSeq lists its product as uncharacterized. The record is from RefSeq and is a predicted model, not a curated record. The transcript is spliced from 5 exons. The coding region runs from base 70 to 915 and encodes 281 amino acids. NCBI's taxonomy places the organism in Eukaryota, Metazoa, Chordata, Actinopteri, Cypriniformes, Nemacheilidae.
AGUAAGAUUUUUUGUAUUUUAACAGAUUUGAUUAGAUUCAAGACUACUUUUUUGUCCGAUCAGAGAGAGAUGGAGAGCGUUCUUUCACUGAAGAUGUUGGCACUGGUUCUGCUGGUGUCCAGUAUGAACGAGGGACGGAUUGUGAGUAAAUGUGAGCUGAAGACAUAUCUGGAAGCCGCUCAGUUUCAGGUGAUGAAGGCCAUGGGAAACAGUAUGACUGUUGAACAUCUCAUUGCCAGACUGGUUUGUAAUGUGGAAAACACUUCCGCAUUCAACACCAGCCUCGUCACCGGCAUCCAGAUCAACCUAGAGGAUCUCAGACCUCCAUUCCAGUCUCGUCCCCCUCCAAAACAACCAGAAGAACCCACUGCAAAGGAAGAAGAUGAUGAGAAAAUGAAAGAGGAACAAAUAAUCCCUGUUCAACCACAAAAACGUCCCAAAGGAAGACCCGCAAGAUCCAUCCCUGUGGACAAGGUCAUUUCCUCUGCUGUGCAAGGAGAAAAGGAACUCUUCUGGAUGUGGCAGCGUGACAUUUUCCCAAAGAAACCCCCCGCUGAAUCUUCUGGAAGCAGCUCAGAGGAGUCGUCUGAAGAGCGCGGCUCCGGAGACAGCUCGGAGGAGGAGCUUGAUGAUGUCAUCUCACAGAACCUGUUCGGCAUCUUCCAGCUCAGCGAUCGGGUGGCUUGCGAUUCCGGAUCUAACAGAACUCUGAACCUGUGUGGCCUGGAGUGCAGUGCUCUCGUUGAUGACGACAUCACUGAUGAUGUCAUCUGCUUAAAGACUUUGGUAGAACGUCGUGGCAAGUUCAGUGGCUUCAGUCCCAAAAAGAGAUUCUAUGCUAAGAUGAUGGCAAUGCUGUCAGUAAAAGAGUGUCGCUCUAUCAUUCCCUCUGAAUACUUUGCUGAAUGUUCCUGAAAGAUCUCUACACCUCCAACAUCACAUUUCUCAGUUUUUCAAAAGCCUCUCUUCAAAUGAUAUGUACUGUAUAUCCUCUACAUACCUCAUGAAAU